Molecule: messenger RNA, 1096 nt
Organism: Mizuhopecten yessoensis (Yesso scallop)
Lineage: Eukaryota; Metazoa; Mollusca; Bivalvia; Pectinida; Pectinidae
Product: homocysteine S-methyltransferase YbgG-like
Exons: 7
Coding region: 104-1024 (306 amino acids)
Biological process (GO): S-methylmethionine cycle
Molecular function (GO): S-adenosylmethionine-homocysteine S-methyltransferase activity; zinc ion binding
Source: RefSeq, a predicted model, not a curated record
UGGUGUCACGCCCACACUGAUAACACAAAAAAUAAACGCACUUGGCUUUGAUGGAGUUCUAAUUAAACGUCUCCAAACAGGCUGGCCAACAGCAGUGAUUACGAUGGCUAAUUGUGAAAUCGUCAUCCUCGACGGCGGGUCGGCUACCGAACUCGAACGAUUAGGUGAAACGUCGAUCAAUGCGGAUCCAUUAUGGUCGGCUCGACUGCUUCAUUCAAAUCCAGAACUUAUCAAACAGGCCCACAAGAAUUUCAUUGAAGCCGGAAGUGACGUGGUUGUCACGGCAACCUACCAAGCUUCAGUGGAAGGCUUCUGUCAAGAGCUUCAAAUUACCGAGGACGAGGCUGUUCGUCUUAUGUUUUCUGGGACAAAAAUCGCGAGAGAUGCAUGGCGGGAAGCUUCUGACAGCAUUCGAACAGAAAGAAAGUGUUGGGUGGCGGGCUCUGUUGGACCCUAUGGAGCGUGUCUACACGACGGAUCAGAGUAUUCGGGGACAUACAUGGACAAGAUGUCAAAACAGGAUUUGAUUGACUGGCACCGUCCACGUGUCCAGGCUCUGCUGGACAGCAAGGUGGAUAUCCUGGCUAUAGAGACCAUUCCAGCCACCGAAGAGGCCGAGGCUGUACUUGACCUCCUACAGGACUAUCCCGGGGCCAAGGCAUGGGUCACAUUUUCCUGUAAGGACGGGAAUCAAACUUUUCAUGGGGAGAGGUUCUCGGACGCCAUCGAGGCAGUUGCUAAGCGACAAGGUGUGGAAGCCGUUGGCGUUAAUUGUACAGACCCGCAGUUUAUUACUCCGCUCCUCAAGAGUAUACAGCACCUCAACCUAACGAUACCGGUCAUCGUCAAACCCAAUAGCGGCGAGGAUUGGGAAAAGGGAAUAGGAUUCUAUAACAGAGACAAGUGUGUACCUGUGGUUUCUAUGGUUACCGAGUGGAUGGAACUUGGUGCCACGUGGAUUGGGGGAUGCUGUCGGAUAUUUCCAGCAGAUAUCGCGGACAUUAAACAGAAACUGAAAACCUAAACACUUUGUUAUUGGUUCUUUCUAUGAUGACGUCAUGAUCGAACAGCAAUGCUAAUAAAUACAUUAAGUAAA